This is a messenger RNA of Tigriopus californicus, 931 nucleotides long. RefSeq names its product polyglutamine-binding protein 1-like (gene PQBP1). The coding region runs from base 79 to 900 and encodes 273 amino acids. Gene Ontology annotation, molecular function: protein binding. The transcript has 4 exons. NCBI's taxonomy places the organism in Eukaryota, Metazoa, Arthropoda, Copepoda, Harpacticoida, Harpacticidae. The record is from RefSeq and is a predicted model, not a curated record.
UAUUUGUUUGGAUCAGAUUCUUGGCUUUCUUGGCUUCUCUCGGUCACAAUACAGUAGAGCCCGACUCAGACUCUCAAAAUGCCGCUUCCACCGGCCUUGGCCGCUCGAUUAGCCAAGCGAGGUCUCCUCCGACCGGAUCAAGCCUCCGGCAAACCCGGGAAACCCGGCAAACCCUCCGAAGCCCAUGCUCAUAAGAAAGGCGAAGAGGAAGAGGUUUUUGCUGAAAGCUACGAUGAUCACGAUGAGGGUGGAUCCACCCAGAAUAUCACCCCUCAAACCGGCGAAGACGACAAGGCCAAACUCUUGGGAUAUCCCGGUUGUCCGAACAAAUGGAACCCAUAUCACGAAUGUCAGCCCUUCUGUUCGGAUCAUUGGGGAUCGGGUCACAAAGAGCCCUCGCUGGAGUAUCUCAAGCUCUUUCAAAGCAUGAUGAAGGACUACCAACCUCUGCCCGAAGAAUGGGAGGAGCAAUAUGAUCCGGGCAGUGGGCGGCACUUCUUUUGGAACCGUCGAACGGAUCGGGUCUCGUGGUUCCCCCCAGGUCAUCCCAAGGCUCGGAUCAUGGAGGCCGCCAGUCAAGUGCGGGAAUUGCUCCAGAGCCAGUUGUCCAAUAUGGAUGAGGACGACGAGGACGACGACGAUGAGGACGAUGAUCAGGCCAUGGAUCUAGAUUCGGAUAUGAGCGAGGGUGGUCAAGAUGAGGACGAGGAAGAUCGACAAAUCGAGGAUAAGCACCGCCGAGAGAAAGAGCAACGCCGUGAGCAAGAAGAGUUCUACAAACGAAAAGAUGGGAAACGGAAAAAGGCACCGCCGGGUAUCGAUCCUAUGGAUCCAUCCAGUUAUUCAGAUGCACCUCUAGGUACCUGGGCGUCAGGUUUGGAUAAGGACAAAGACGAAUAAAGGGAUUAAUCAUAAUAAUGUAAAAGACAAA